This is a messenger RNA of Chara braunii, 9399 nucleotides long. The record is from the annotation of a GenBank genome assembly. Lineage: Eukaryota; Viridiplantae; Streptophyta; Charophyceae; Charales; Characeae.
GUAAGGUAGUUGCCAUUCAAUGUUUCUCUCCUCGCAUUCCAUUGCGGUGAGAAGUAAUGUCAGAAGAGUAGGCCUAGGGCCGAUGUUGUACCCUGCAUGAGGUGGCAACCCCCCGCCCUAAUUGGUGGAAAGAGUGAGCACACGCGGGUCACAUUGCAGAUUUACACCGCCACACACUCCAUCGUCAUCACCCAUCAUCAUCAUUAUCAUCAUCACCCAUCAUCAUUAUUAUCAUCAUCAUCACCCGUCAUCAUUAUUAUCAUCAUCACCCAUCAUCAUUAUUAUCAGCACCACCCAUCAUCAUUAUUAUCAUCAUCACCCAUCAUCAUCGCCUAAUAUCAGCCCCAUCCACCAUCAUCAUCCUAUGUCAUCAUCCAUCAUCAUCCAUCAUCAUCCAUCAUCCAUUGUAAUUAUCAGCCGUCAUUAUCGUAAUCGCUGUGUCCUGGUAUAAUGUCAGGAGAGGCUUAGGGAAAAAAAAACUCUCCAGACAAGGCAGCAUACGCGGCGGCGGACCGGCGGAAGCUGGGGAUUUGGGAGUGAGGUAAGUAGUCUUCCCCUUCCUGGUGACAACGUAGGGUUGAAAUUAAGUAAGCACUUAGUGUUACGUGGAACAAUUGGGAGGGGGAAGGAGAGGGGGGCUAAUUAAUCGCUUACUGGGGGUUGCACAGCACAGACGAUCAGCCGCUCAUCAAGUCAAGAUCAGGAUGGACGCUCCAGGCUUCGACUCUGCGUCCCUUCGCGUCACGUCGUCGUCCACGAAGACAAGGGUUCACGUUUUCGAAUCCAGUGUGAUGGCUGCUUUGGACGAUCCAGGUCUGGACAUGGCAGAGAGUGCGGCGGAUAUCGUGACUGUGAUAUUUAAGACCGUGCACAUCUACGAGGACCGGACGUCGCAAGCGGCGGUAGAGAGGGCCAUCGAGAGGGGUCUCGCCCGGGGCCAAGCGUUCACCAAGUCCUUCGCAGGUACACUCCUCCAGAUCGGCGAGAAGGCCUUGAAGGGAAUGGGGGUUGGUCUCUGUCUGAAGUUGCUCCGCUGGAGUUGUUUGCUGAUGAGGAGAUGCCCCGAGCUCUUUGGCGCGAAGACGGGAUUCGCUCGGAUCGCCGCACUGCAGGCGGCUUUUCUCACCCGUCUGUUUGAGGGAGGAGGCCCUCGAGUGAAACGGGUUGCUCGCAAGGCCUUUGCUCGGUUGCUGAGCGAGGUGGCACCGGCGUACGACCACUACGCGAACGUUCUGGAUGCUGUGGACUCUUCGGGCUACGAUUUCUGUGGCCUAGUCUGGGCAUUGCUGGAGUUCGCGGCGGGCAAGCCCAACCGCACGGCGCUGAUGGAGAAGCACAAGGGAGUGUUUCUUGAACUCUGCACCAAACGUGUGCUUAGCUCCAGGCAGAAGCCGCCCAAGAGCGCCAUGGGGUGUUUUCGGCCCCUGCUGCGCGGCUUGAGCCAUGAGGAGUUUGCGACGGCGCUGCUGCCGACGGCCGUGAAAAUGCUGAAGCGCAAUCCGGAGGUAGUGAUGGAGGCGGUUGGGCAGAUGGUGGCUGACGUCAGCCUGGACAUGAGCAAGUACAUGGGCGAUUUCCUGCCCACCCUGUUCCAGCAAGCGCGGCACAACGACGAGGGGACACGGAGAAGUGCGCUGGCGGUGGUGAAGAACCUGGUCUUGCAGAGCAGCGACCUCGAUUCCGUCUCGACGACCGUCGACGCAGCCAGAUCUAUUUUUAGUGGGAGUGAAGGCAAGCUCACGGUUUGGCAUCAACGAGCAGGAAUGAUCGGAGUAAUCAGCACAGUAUCGGAGGUGAAAGGCAGCGUAAAGGCGGUGGCGGCUCUGAGCGCGGGAGUGUGCUCCUUCCUCGUGAAAGCGUACACGGAGGAAGUGAACGAGGACGUGAAAUUGGCCGCGCUGGCGGCACUCGGCGAGUGGCUGCCCAGGGCAGGCCCCGACGUGCCAAAGGAGGUGACCAGCUUCUUUGCACAGGGAUUGAAGGAGAAAGAAUCUCUCCGCAGAGCGCAUUUGCGUUGCCUGAGAGCCGCUUUCAGGAACGGUGACCUGCGGACGAAGGUUUCGCAGAGCCUGGUCGAUGCGCUCAUCGGGCUGGUGAAGGCCGGGGCGCAGAAGCCUCUUCAGCGCGUGGAUGGCGUGUACGCCCUGCUGCUGGUCUCGUUGAUCGGCGCGGUGGACACCGCGGCGGAGGACAAGCUGGUCAAGGAGAAAGUGUGGCCCGUCGUCCUGCAGAAGGAUUCUCCUCUCCUCUCCUCGGCUGUGGUGGGCAAACUCUCGGCCGAGGAUUGUGUCGCCCUCGCGGAACUCGCCGAGGUGAUCCUCCUGCAGUUUUCCCCGAGGCUAGACCAGAACCCUGACGGAGCGAGGGACCUGUUUCAGCUUCUGGUUUUCCUGAUGACUUAUCCAUUGUCGUGGGACGUGAGGCGGACGGCGAUCGCAGCAGCGAACAGGUGCCACACAGCGUCGGCAGGGCUCUCGGAAUCCUUGCUGGAUGCGUACUGCGCGUGGCUUGCUGUCUGGGAGGAGAGGAUGGCGGCGCAGUCCUGUGCCGGCGGGUUUGAUUCCGGAGCCGAAGCGGGCGGCGGCGGCGGCGGCGGCGGCGGAGACAGCGCUGCUAUCAUCCCGGCGGGAGAGAUACUGACGAAGGCCCUGGCGGCCAUCGCCUCACCCGCCACGGCCAGCAAACCAGGCGUAGCUGCGAGGCUUCUCCUCUGUGCGCACCACCAAGUGGUCGUGCGGGGCAAGCGGAAGGGCGUCGCAUGGGCGGUGGUGGAGAGAUCUCUGACCAAGAGAGGCGUCAGCGUCAGGUCUGUGCUAGUGUCCAGCGCGUCUGUAGUUUGCAAGAUCUUGCUUGGCCCUGCUGGCCUCACGAGUGGCGGCAGGGGAGGGAAACCUCAGGAGCAAGCUGCAUUGGCCGCUCUGGGCACGGCCAUGAAGUUUUUCCCCGCCCAGAUUUAUCCGCACCUUCUGCAGGCUCUGGAUGCCAUGGGCGAUAGAUCCGCCCACGACUCUCUGACGGAGAGAGAGGUGAAGAUUUUCAGGACCCCAGAGGGAGUGUUGUCGACCGAAGACGGCGUUUACGUAGCGGAGGUCGUGAGGGAUCGCAACGUCAGGCACGCACGAGGGCGUUUCAAGCUGUACGACGAUGCUACGGAGAACGACCCGCCGCCUCCGCCUCCUCCCAAGGAAGUGCCAAGGGAAAGGCCGUCGCAGAAGUCCCUGUCGUCGUCGACGAAACGCACCGCUGGCGGAGGGGGAGCCAAAAAGGCGGUCGAUUCCGGAAAGACGGCCAAGGAGGAGGCGCGGGAAGCGCAGCUGGCGGAGGAGGCUGCGGUUCGCCAGCGUAUCGCCGCGAUCAAGGAUCGCUUGGCGCUUGUGCUGCAAGCUCUCGCCGUAUCUGCUGUGUCUUGUCCUCGGUUCAGCCACGACCAACUUCCUGCUUUGGCAGAUCGCAUUCUCCCUUUGUUGAAGUCUCCGAUCGUCAGCGAUGAAGCCUUCGAUGCCCUGAAAUUGACCGCAACUUGCGUCGCACCCCGACUGAGAGAUCAUAGUCUGGACGUCGCGGCGGCUCUCCGGCUCGUUGUCGUUUCCCCCGACUCCGUCCUCAGGGACUUGAAAGGUUCCGCGGAUCAGCAGCAGCCCGCCAGGAAGACGAAACUGCAGGAGAAGCCGGUUGUCGAACGCGUCACGAUCGGCCUGUCGGCCGCGUGUCAAGAUGGACCCGUGCCCGUCGCGACCUUCGUUUUCUCUUUCCCAGUGAUCGAGCACGUUCUGCUGGCUCCCGCCAAGACGAAGCUGCAUGACGAUUUGUUGCAGGUCUUGUCGUUGCAUGCGUCUCCUGGGGACAACCUGCCCCGGCAGCGCAUGAUAAGGGUGCUCUACCAUGCGCUAGGGUGUGUGCCGCUGUACCAGGAACGGAUAAGGCACAUUCUCCGCGAGCUGGCGAAGGGACUGGGCGACGAGCAGGUCUCGGAUGCUCUGGACGGCCUGUACUCGAGCCAUAGCCAUGUCCGGGCGGCGUGCCUGGACUCGUUGGAGUUCAUACCGGCUCUCGAGAGUGGACGUGCGCCGCCGAACUCGGCGGUGGCGUCGGCUCUGUGGAUGGCCAUGCACGACCCCGAUGAGCAAAAUACGCAAGCGGGAGAGGAUAUCUGGGACAUGUACGGGCAUUCCCUGGGGACGGACUAUGCGCAGGGCCUCACCAAAGCGCUCUCGCAUCCCAACCUGAAUGUUCGUCAGGCGGCCGCCGGGGGGCUCGCUGCGGCCAUGGAAACUUACCCCGCAACGGUCGCAGAGACGCUGUCCGCACUUUUCUCGCUGUACAUACGCGAUGUUCCGGUAGGGAGGGGGGAUCACGAUCCUUCGUGGGAAGGGAGAGAAGGGGUGGCCCUCGCUCUGAAAGCCUGCGCCAAAGAGCUCACCACGAGAGACCUUCCCGCCGUGGCAACCUUCCUGAUCUCCAGAGCCCUGGCCGAUCUGAACAGCGACGUGAGGUACAGAAUGGUGGAUGCCGGGGUCACCAUCAUUGACGUUCACGGGAAGACCAACGUCGGCCUUCUCCUUCCCAUCUUUGAGAACUACCUCGACAAGAAGGCAGCGGACGAGGAGAGGUACGAUCUGGUCAGGGAAGGAGUCGUGGUGUUCAUGGGCGCUCUCGCCAAGCACAUGUCGCCGGAGGAUCCGAAGAUCGGAGCCAUCGUCGAAAGGAUGCUGGAAGUUCUCAACACCCCAUCUGAGUCGGUGCAGCGUGCGGUGUCCAACUGUUUGCCUCCUCUCAUGCACUCCCCGCAGGCCAAACCUGAAGAGCUGAUCGGGAGGCUGAUCAAACGGUUGUUGGAAGCAGACCGGUAUGGUGAGAGAAGAGGAGCGGCCUUCGGCCUUGCAGGUGCUGUUAAGGGGCUCGGGAUCUCCUCCCUCAAAGCAUACGGAAUAAUGGACAAGCUGAAGACCGGUGUCGAGGAUAAGGCUUCGGCAAAGUCCCGAGAAGGAGCUCUGUUUGCGUUCGAAUGCCUCUGUGAGAAGAUGGGCCGGCUCUUUGAACCGUACGUAAUACACAUCUUGCCACUCCUCCUGGCCUCCUUCUCAGAUCCCAAUGUCGCGGUGAGAGAGGCGACGGAUGCUGCCGCAAGGGGCAUUAUGGCACAACUGAGUGGGCAGGGAGUAAAGCUGGUGCUGCCGGCUUUGAUGAGGGGCUUGGAGGACAAGGCCUGGCGAACCAAGCAGGGCAGCGUUCAGUUCCUGGGGGCCAUGGCCUAUUGUGCCCCCAAACAACUCUCCCAGUGCCUGCCCACCAUUGUUCCCAAGCUGAGCGAAGUUCUGACUGAUACUCACCCCAAAGUGCAGCUGGCGGCGCAGACUGCCCUUCAGCAAGUUGGAAGCGUCAUUCGCAACCCCGAGAUUGCCUCGCUCGUUCCCACUUUGCUCGUCAGCAUUGCGGAUCCGAACAAGCAUACGAAGACGUCCCUCGACCUGUUGCUUCAGACAACGUUCGUGAACUCGGUGGAUCCGCCGUCCCUGGCACUUCUCGUGCCGGUCGUGCACAGAGGACUGAGGGAGCGCAGCGCAGACACCAAGAAGAAGGCAGCUCAGAUCGUGGGCAGCAUGUGCUUGUUGGUGACAGAGCACAAGGACAUGAUUCCGUACCUCGAUCUGCUUCUGCCGGAGGUCAAGAAGGUGCUCGUUGACCCCAUUCCAGAAGUCCGCACCGUAGCUGCAAGAGCCCUCGGGUCAUUGAUCCAGGGCAUGGGAGAGGAAAGGUUCGUGGACCUGGUGCCGUGGUUGCUGGAAACGCUCAAAUCGGACACCAGCAGCGUGGAGCGCUCCGGUGCUGCACAGGGUCUCAGCGAGGUCCUGGCUGCACUCGGACUGGAGUACUUCGAGGCGCGCUUGCCGGACAUUCUGGUCAAUUGUUCGCACCAGCGGGCUUCUGUCAGGGAUGGGUAUCUCACUCUCUUCAAGUACCUGCCAAGUGCGAUUGGGCCCGAGUUCCAGGCUUACCUCAGCCAGGUACUGCCCGCCAUCUUGGAUGGGCUUGCAGAUGAGAACGAGUCCGUACGAGAUGCUGCACUCAGUGCGGGACAUGUGCUCGUGGAGCACUAUGCUCGCAGCUCCCUUCCCCUUCUCCUUCCGGUUGUUGAGGAGGGCAUCUUUAAUGACAACUGGAGGAUUCGGCAGAGCUCUGUUGAGCUCCUGGGCGACCUGCUUUUCAAGGUGGCCGGAGCGUCGGGCAAGGUGCAACUGGAAGGAGGUAGUGAUGACGAAGGUGCAAGCACAGAGGCACAGGGGAGGGCCAUCAUCGAGGUUCUUGGAAGGAACAAACGGAAUGAGGUCUUGGCCGCAGUUUAUAUGGUUCGAUCGGAUGUCAGCCUGUCGGUUCGUCAGGCUGCGCUUCAUGUCUGGAAGACCGUGGUCUCCAACACCCCAAGGACUCUCAAGGAAAUCAUGCCCGUUCUUAUGCGUACACUGAUCACAUCCUUGGCUUCGACGUCCCCGGAGAGACGCCAGGUCGCUGGCCGAGCCCUGGGCGAGCUGGUUCGGAAGCUCGGCGACCGUGUUCUCCCAUCAAUUAUUCCGAUCCUCCGUGAUGGUCUGCAGGAUCAGUGUGGCAACACACGGCAGGGAGUUUGCUUUGGCCUAAGUGAAGUGAUGGCAAGUGCAGGCAGGCAGCACCUCGCUGCAUACAUGAGCGAUCUCAUCCCUACCAUUCGUGAUGCCUUGUGUGACAGCGAGCCAGAAGUGCAAGAAGCUGCCGGUCAGGCCUUCAGCACACUUUAUAAGAGUGCCGGCAUGCAUGCCAUUGAUGAGAUCGUCCCUGCCUUGCUCCAUGCCUUGGAAGAUGAGCAUCUGUCAGGACAUGCUCUUGGUGGACUGAAGCAGAUUCUGAGCGUCCGAACGGCAGCUGUGCUUCCCCACAUAUUACCAAAGCUUGUAAAGCCACCAAUAACGGAGUUCAAUGCGAACGCUUUAGCCGCAUUGGCGGAGGUGGCAGGUGCAGGCCUUAAUGCCCACCUUCCGACUGUGCUACCGCCGCUGAUCAUGGGGAUGUCAGCCUCUGGCAAUCCGGAUUCUACCAGAGCUGUGAAGUAUGCAGCAGAGACUGUUGUCAUGGGUGUUGAUGAUGAAGGCUUGGAUGGUCUUAUCACGGAGCUCAACAAAGGAUUGGGCGACUCUCAGGCUAGCGUACGGACUGGCGCUGCAGAACUGACGGGAUUCUUCUUCAAGAGUACGAGGCUGGACGUGGAGUACCAUGUGCCGAACCUGAUCACCACGCUCAUUGUCAUGCUCGGCGAUCCGGACAAGGGCACAGUGAAGGCCGCAUGGGAAGCCCUGGGAUUUGUAAUUGGCACGAUCCCGAUUGAGGUCUUGCCAUCGUACAUCAAGUGUGUGCGUGACGCAAUUCAGACGGCAAGGGACAAAGAGAGAAGAAAACGAAAGGGGGGGGCAAUCUUGGUUCCGGGUCUCUGCUUGCCUAAUGCACUUAAGCCGGUCCUUCCAAUUUUCCAUCAGGGUGUGAUGACAGGCUCUGCGGAAAUAAGGGAGCAAGCUGCGGAUGGCCUGGGAGAGCUGGCUGACGUCACGCACGAGGAUUCACUCAAACCAUUUAUUGUGAAGAUAACGGGACCUCUGAUUCGUAUCAUCGGAGACAGGUUCCCAUGGCAAGUGAAGAGCGCGAUCUUGGGCACAUUGAGCAUAAUCAUUGGGAAAGCUGGUGAUGGUCUGAAGCCUUUCGUCCCGCCCUUGCAGACCUCUUUUGUCAAGUGCCUGCAAGACGGUGCCAGACCUGUCAGGUCGCGAGCGGCAAGAGCUUUGGGAAAAUUGGUCGUGCUCAGCCCAAGGGUCGAUCCUCUUGUCAGUGAGCUUCUGUCGGGUGUCCAUUCAUCUGAAGGCGGGGUGAAGGAAGCCAUGCUUGCUGCAUUGAGCCGUGUACUGCUCAAUGCGGGUAAGAGUGUCAGUGCACCCGUGGUUGCGAAAGUUGGUCCAGCAGUGAUCAACCUGCUUGACGUGGAGGAUGACGAGGUCAGAGGCCUUGCAUCUCGCUGCUUGGGCAUAGCUUCACCGUUUAUGGCAGAUUCAGGUUAUGACUGGCUGCUGCAGAGCAUUACCUCUGUCAAUCCGUCCGAACUGUGGACGAUGCGCCAUGGGGCAACAAUGACGCUUGCCUCUGUCCUGAGGCAUUCUGCCCAUCGUGUUUUUGAAUCUUCGGCAAGAGUCUCAUGGGUCACAGCAUCCAUCCGACACCGGACUAAAGAUGACAGGGUUCCAGUUCGUGUGUCAGUCGCAAAGGCCAUAGGACGGCUGGUUGUCUUUCAAGUUAUGGAGUCACUCUCUCCUUUCUCCAUAUCAGAGAUGGUUUCUUUGCUGGCAAACCUCAUUGCAGAAAAAACCAGUGAUGUAAGGCGAAGAGCCAUGGCCAGUGUGAAGUCCAUUGCAAAGGCAAGAGCAGAUGUGCUGACGCCAUACCAUUCAGUGCUAGGACCGCCCGUCGGAGACUGUCUGAAAGAUGGCAAUUCCCCCGUCAGAGUUGCUGCAGAGCGGUGUGCGCUGCAUCUGUUCCAACUACCACGGGGAACCGAGUUUGUCCAAGCGGCACAGAAAUACAUGACAGGGUUGGAUGCUCGGCGAAUCGCAAAGCUGCCCGAGGUCAGUGAUGUAAGUGAUGACAGCGAGGGUGAUGACGCCAAUGAUUAGGCCUUGUGUAGUUGGUGGCUGUGGGUCAGGUGUGCCAUGUCCAAAAGUGGAGUUUGAAUAAUGGAUGAGCUGAGGCUGUUGCUACCCGAUUAGGCCUAGGUGGAUUUGCCCAGGGGCUGGGAAGGGCAACACGCAUGUACGUUGGCAGAAUCAUCAUUUUUUCUCGCCAUGUCUGAAGGAACUGGAGGAUUCGAAUUUCGAUCUCAGGUCUCAGUGGCGAGGCAUUGAUGGCCAAAGAUCAUACUGUUACCUACUGGUAGAAAUUUCGCUGUGUGGUAGGAAGUAGGCCCUUGGUAGGACAGGGUAGUUCAUAGAAAGAAUAGUCUAGACUUAAGACCAGGCAGUAGUAGAGUGUUGGCUAUAUGCGGUUGGGAGACGAGUAGUCUGGUGGAAAAGAGGACAGCGGACUAAGGACGGAAAGAUGGUUGCUGGAAGACUCUGUCAAGGACAAUGGCAGAAACCAACAAGGGAACCAGCAAGGGAUGUUAUAACUGUGGAAGCCCACAUGUUUGUCUGAACCUUUGGGAUUUCGGAAAGAAGGCCUAUAGGAGGGGAGUGAUGAAGCCACGUUUUUGAUGAUUUGCUCAUUUCGAGUUUUUAGACUGGAAAAUCAGUGAGACAUUGUGAGGUGAAGGGGGGGUGUGGCAACAGGGUAGGUGUUAGCUUGCAGUUUUCUCGGAUUUAGACCAGCGAAUCAAUUGCCUGAGUUUAC